CGGCGCCUGCGGCUCCAGACGCAUCGCGGCGGCUCCGGUAAAGCACCGUGAGGAGAAACAGCGGCAGAGCAGGGCUAGGGAGUGGGGAAAAGAAAGAAGAAAACCCGAGGAAAACGUCUCCAAAACUUCCAGCUCCUUCCAGCGCAGCCCCACACCGCUGAGACCCGCGCCAUGCCCAGCCACCCCGCCGGCGCCCUGCUGUUGGUGCUCGCCCUCUGCGCCCUCCUGGAAGACGGUAUGGGCCACCCUCCGCUGGAGUCCCCCCUGGCUUCGCACCCGAGGACCAAGCGAUGUUCCUGCAAUAGCUGGCUGGAUAAGGAAUGCAUCUACUUCUGUCACCUGGAUAUCAUCUGGGUCAACACACCUGGGCACACCGCUCCCUAUGGCUUGGGGAGCCCUCCGAAGCGGCGCAAGAGAGCGCUCGGCAGGUGCGAGUGCUCGCACUCGAGGGACAGCAUCUGCGCUGCCUUCUGCCAGACGAAGCCUGGGUACCUUCAGAGUCUGAAGCUCCCAGUGAGCUCUGGAGCAUCAAUGAAGUCUCUGCAGAGCAGUGGUGUGAGGCCUUCCCAUCAUGGCCUGCUAAGAGCUCUCAGGGAUCUUGCCAUCUCCAGCCUGCAGUUCAGCAAGCAUCAGCAGCGUUCCCGGAGGAGCGCACAGCCAACAGUUUUGCCUUGGAAGAAAAACAUCUGGAAGAAGAAGAGAUAAGAAACAGGUGCAUGCCAAGUUCACCAGAAGAAUAUGGGAGUCCUGUGGGUGCCGCUAACUCCGCUGUCGGUAGUUAGAGCUGAAGGAAAGGCCAUGAGUGGAAGGGGGAAGAAGUGGAAGUCUCCAUGCUCCUGUUGCGUGAACCAGUACUGAAUGCACUCCAGAGACUGUUGUAAAGGGAAAACUCUCUCUAUACAGUCAUAGAUGUGUCGUGGAGCUGAAUUGUGCCUUUUUGGAUCAGGCAAGGGUCCUGCUGGAGGACUACUAGCUUAACUCUGCACCGGAGCCUUAGGCAGAGGGUCAGCCCGUGCUGGGCAGUUGAAUCACAUAGAAACCAGGCGGUUCCGUGCACUUCUGGACCUGGCAGCACUGAGCCCAUAUCUCUGUCCUGCUCUGCUCUGCCUUUGAGCCAUGUCCAGGCAUGGUCCCAGCUUGGCCCCAGUCAGAGGUGGUUUGGCUGGUCAUUGUAGAUGGGGAUAAGCUACCUCCAGUGCGAGCCCACCUUUGCACUUUCUUCUCUUACUUGCCAGGCAGUGCGAUGUGCAUGUGAAUGAGACUCCCAUGGUAAAUCAGCUCCCAGUUUUAAUUAAAACAAGUGUACCAUCUAGAAGCCUGAAAGCCAACUGAGCAGUCAGUGGCGUUCCUUGGCUGAGGAAUUCACUGAAGGUCCGUCCUUAAGUGGCUCCUCUUUAGGUGGAGGAUAGUUUGCUUACACUGGAGCUUGCAUCAAAUCCAAGCAUGACCCCUGCCACCCAGCACAGCAGCAGCAGGGGGGAGGCUGAAGCAGAGCUGCAUUUCUGCAGGAUCCCCAUGCAUGUAAUCUGGGGGAGGGAGCCCCACUGGGUCUGAGCAGGUCUGGAUGAGUUCCCUGUCUCAUCGCCUUGGACAUACCCUUAGCAGGGUAAAGUCCACCUUUUAACCCAACAUCCCAGCUUUCUCUCAGCUCUGCCUGGAAGGAAAGGCUAGGGGCAGAGAAGAUGGGGGGGGGGGGGGGGGGGGAAUAGCACACAAAGGCUUGCUUGCUUCUUUGCUUAGAUCAGGUCUUGGAGUCAGACUAUGUAAUUAAUGACCAGUGUAUGGGUAGCAUGUCACUAUGAGAAGUGUAACCUGAACAGAAUGCAUUAGGCAAGAGGCAGCCAGGUGGGAUUGAUGUGGAGGAAAGGACUGGGAAGAGAGCACAGCACUGUCUGCACAGCUUUAGAAGAAAGGCUGGGAUUUAAGCCCAUGCCAGAGUUACAGCUGCUUCCCAGGCCAUGGAGCAGCAGUGAGCUGCAGGCCCAAAGGGAAGUAAUAAUUUGGAAUAAGCACUAAGCCCAGGACCUAGGAGCUGAUCUUAUAGGCAAACCCAUCUAAGGCUCUGGAGCUGUACCGUGAAUGCACUUUUGUUUGCCUGGGCAGAUUAACUUGUAUUAUAAAUUGUGGCUGCAGAUCCAGCUAGUGCAGGGAAAUAAUUGCUCUCCUGGAACUACUGUUGGGUCCCCCUUGCUGCCCAAUCCAGUAUUACACAAGCCUUUUAAAAGGCUGCUUAAAGUUGGUGGCUGGACCGAAAUACGUGGCUGUUGCAAGUAUAGUCCCAUUGGACAUACAAAAUACACCUUUGAUUUUUGCUUUAAGCCCUAGAGGAGGUAAAAAUGAGACCAACUGAUUGUAUUGUAAACGACAGAGCAGACAUCAUUUGGUCCCCAAAGCUGCAGAGCAUCUUUUCUAUAUUUGACUUUCUGCAGGUUUGAGUCAUUCUACAAAAAGAAUAAUCCUUAAAGGGUUUGUUCCAAAGGAAACUUUGCACAUGGUUUAAUGUGAGCCUAGUAAUUUAAAAUGAAACUACUGCUGUAAAGUACUAUGUAUAUCUCCUUGUGUGUGUAACAUCUCAUCUUUAGGUGACUGAUUGCACACAUGCCGUAUGUAGCAUCCUGAAAUCUGUGUAUUUAUUUAAAUCUAUUGAUUUCUUUUUUUUCAGACAGUAAUUUGCAAAAUAUAAUUUGUAAUAAAUAAUGACAAAAGCCAA
Molecule: messenger RNA, 2710 nt
Organism: Pezoporus occidentalis (night parrot)
Lineage: Eukaryota; Metazoa; Chordata; Aves; Psittaciformes; Psittacidae
Gene: EDN2
Product: endothelin 2
Exons: 5
Coding region: 172-705 (177 amino acids)
Biological process (GO): intracellular calcium ion homeostasis; vein smooth muscle contraction; regulation of systemic arterial blood pressure by endothelin
Cellular component (GO): extracellular region
Molecular function (GO): hormone activity; endothelin B receptor binding
Source: RefSeq, a predicted model, not a curated record